GAGACACAACAACACACUUACUCAGAGGUCCCCGCUCCGCCGGUCGGACGCGAUCCGCGGGGGAUGAGCCUCGUCCGCCGCCUCGAAGCCGUGGACGCCGUACCCGCGCUGCAGGAAAUUUUCGGAAUUGCCCGCGGGCACCCACUCCCGGGCCUCCUGCGCCGCCUCCUCCCUCGCAAUCUCGCCCAUGGAGCCGCCGACGCGCCGGCCUUGAUCAAAACGCCGGCUGUCGGCCUGGAUGUCCCGCACCGCGUCGUGCAGAGACUGCGUGGCCUCGGCCUCCCGGUGCAGGCGCGCUUCCAUCCUCUCCGCCUCCUCGACCCUCAAAUCGUUGACGGACUUGCCCGCGUUCUUCGUGCGGACGUUGGCCAGCGCCUCGGCGACCGGCGACAACCCCACAAGCUCGUCGCAGCGCCACUCCCUCCAAGAAUCCUGGGCCGACGCGUCAUCGACACCCCGCACGGGGCACGCCGCCCAUUCAAUAAAUUCGCGCACGAACUGGCCCUCUUUGUCCAGUUCCUGGCGGUAGCACUCGUGGCGGAUCAGCGCGGUCUGCAGGUCGUCGCACCGGCGCAUCUCCGCAUCCAAAAAGCUGUGGCCGGCCCGUCUUAUCGAAGGCGGCGCCGGCGGGACGCUCUCGCAGUCGUGCCGCCGCCACUGGCGCUCGAGCUGGCGGCUCUUCUUGGGCAGCCUUGCUCUCCUCUCCUUGUCGAGGUCGAGGCAGGUGUGGACGCGGUUGGAUGGUUCCGCGGCGGCCACGAGGGCGAUUGUCCAGGCGUGCUUCAUGGCAUGGUGCGGUGGGGCUGCCUUUUUCGGGUCCCUGAGAGCUUGCUAGUGUCUUACGGUACGCUA
This is a messenger RNA of Pelagomonas calceolata, 852 nucleotides long. The record is from the annotation of a GenBank genome assembly. Lineage: Eukaryota; Pelagophyceae; Pelagomonadales; Pelagomonadaceae.